This is a messenger RNA of Dioszegia hungarica, 1131 nucleotides long. Its product is annotated as Pkinase-domain-containing protein. The transcript has 3 exons. Gene Ontology annotation, molecular function: RNA polymerase II CTD heptapeptide repeat kinase activity; ATP binding; cyclin binding. The coding region runs from base 1 to 1131 and encodes 376 amino acids. Gene Ontology annotation, biological process: positive regulation of transcription elongation by RNA polymerase II; protein phosphorylation; transcription elongation by RNA polymerase II. Lineage: Eukaryota; Fungi; Basidiomycota; Tremellomycetes; Tremellales; Bulleribasidiaceae. The record is from RefSeq and is a predicted model, not a curated record. Gene Ontology annotation, cellular component: nucleus; cyclin/CDK positive transcription elongation factor complex.
AUGCAAUCGCUCCUCGCUGAGCGGAACUCUAUACCUCGUCGCUCCGCCUCCCCCAUCGCUCCAGUCAAGCACGUGGCUAUUCCCGCGUCUCCGCCGCCCGCGCCACCUCCGGUCGUCGAGGUCCGCCCGACCCUACCUCCGGGCGAGGUAUACGAGCGCCUCGCGUGCGUCGGCGAGGGGACAUACGGCAAAGUCUACAAGGCGCGGAAUGCGGAGGAUGGUUCGGUAGUGGCAAUGAAGCGAAUACGGAUGGAAGGGGAGAAGGACGGAUUCCCGGUCACGGCCAUGCGGGAGAUCAAGCUGUUGCAGGGGUUGAAGCAUGAGAAUGUUAUUGGGCUGGUCGAGAUGAUGGUCUCGAAAGGCUUCGUCUAUAUGAUAUUCGAAUACAUGGAGCACGACCUCACCGGUCUCCUCGCCAAGCCCGACUUGACGCUCUCCCCCGCCCAGAAGAAAUCUCUCAACUACCAAAUGCUCGACGGACUGGCAUACCUCCACGCCCACUCCAUCCUGCAUCGAGAUCUCAAAGGCUCCAAUAUCCUCCUGGACGGCCGAGGUACCCUGAAGCUCGCGGACUUUGGGCUGGCCAGGUUCUACAGCAAACGGCGGAAAGACGACUAUACAAAUCGCGUCAUUACGCUGUGGUAUAGGGGUCCGGAGCUGUUGUUGGGGGAGACGGUGUAUGGCCCGGAGGUGGAUAUCUGGUCUGCUGGCUGUAUCAUGCUCGAGCUCUCUACCGGCAAACCCAUCUUUCAAGGCCGAGACGAGAUCCACCAGCUGGAAACCAUAUACGAAAUCUUUGGUACCCCUUCCCUCUCCGCCUGGCCCACCAUGGUUGAACUACCAUGGUACGAGCUCGUCCGGCCCAAAUCCACCCUUCCUAACCGGUUCCGGGAAGGCUUCCGCGGGAAGUACCUUACAGAUGCGGGUUUGGACCUGGCGGAGCAGCUUUUGGCGUAUGAUCCGGCCAAGCGGGUCAGUGCGGCGGAUGCGCUAAAGAGCCGGUAUUUUACGGAAGAGGAGCCAGGGAUGGAGAAGCCGGAUCUGGGGGAACAUGGGGAGUGGCAUGAGAUGGAUGCGAAAGCUACGAGGAGGAAGAAGAGGGAGGCGGCGGGGGAAAGUGCGGGGCGAUGA